Enterobius vermicularis (human pinworm) is the source of this 213-nucleotide messenger RNA. The record is from the annotation of a GenBank genome assembly. NCBI's taxonomy places the organism in Eukaryota, Metazoa, Nematoda, Chromadorea, Rhabditida, Oxyuridae.
AUGCCAUUCAAGAUGACAUUUAGCAGCUGGGCCUUAGAGUUGCUGCUGCAGUUAAUCGUAGCUGUUCCUUGUCAUAAUGAAGACGAUGACUAUGAUAAUAUUGGUAGUAGUAGUGCUGGUGAAGAUGAUAAUACUGCUACUGCUGGUGUUGGUCCUGGUGGUGGUGCUGGUGUUGCUGGUAGUGCUGUUGGUGCUGCUCUGACCUGGAAGUAA